Messenger RNA from Eriocheir sinensis (Chinese mitten crab), 1385 nucleotides. RefSeq names its product apolipoprotein D-like. Bases 190 to 783 code for a protein of 197 amino acids. Gene Ontology annotation, molecular function: pigment binding. The transcript has 6 exons. NCBI's taxonomy places the organism in Eukaryota, Metazoa, Arthropoda, Malacostraca, Decapoda, Varunidae. The record is from RefSeq and is a predicted model, not a curated record.
UCGUUGUUGCCCGCGGGGAGGGGAGGCACUGAGCAGGCAGCUAGCCGAUGAGAUAGUCUGACUCCCGACUGACUGACGCAGGACAUAACAGUGGACGGGCGGUGACUCCGUGGUGCGAGAAUAAUCCCGAGAAGCCAUCAAAAAAUAUUCUCACCUAUUGACAAUCUUAUCCAAGACCAUCAGUGAACAAUGAAGGCGAUGCUGGUGACCCUUCUCGCGGUGGCGGCAGUGGCUCAGAGUCAAGCGAAGGACGGAGAAAAAUUCCCUUCGGGCAUCGUGAGCGUCGGCGAGUGUCCAUCCAUUACCCCCAAGGAGGACUUCGACCCCGCCGCCUAUCUGGGAGCCUGGUAUGAGAUCGAGCGGUUUAAUAUGAUCUUCGAAGAGGGAAUGGACUGUACACAGUCUGUCUACUCCGACCUGGGUGACGGUGUGAUGGAGGUGCACAACGUGGGGCGCAUCAGCCAGGGGCCGUUCACCGCCGUGGGGACGGUGACGGUAGAGGAACCCGGUGCGCUGCUGGUCGCCUAUGAAGGAUACAUACCGGAGACCUUCUACGUCCUGGACACAGACUACACCACCUUCUCCGCCGUGUACAAAUGCGAGCAGAUGGGGGAGCUUCGCUCCCAGUACGCGUGGAUCGUCUCCCGCGCCCUGACCCUCAAUCAGGCGACCCUCAGUCACGUCCACCAAGUUUUCGCAAGCAACGGCGUCGACGUGCGCCUCUUCCAGCCCACCCACCAGGGCAGCGAGUGUCCCUACCUGAACAACAAACAAGAGCUGUAACGCAUGCGGCCCCACCUGCCCCCUAAAAUCUUCAUCAUACGUAGAGCUAUUCUUGUAAAACUCUGCUGUCUGCAAAUGUGGACAAGGAUGGUCUCAGUUAUCCUUAAGGAGUUGGGUAGUAUAUAAUUUUGUGUCAAUAGUCCUCAUUUCAAGGAAAAUUAUGAUAGGAGAAUGGAACUUAUAUUAAUUUAGGUUGUGACCAUAAUCUCUAACAUAUAUUAUAUGAAGAGUAUCCUUUAGGGAAAUUAACCUCUAUAGUAUUACUACACUGCUAAUGUUUUACUUGUCAUUACGUUAAGUUACACAACACAUGUGUGUUUAACUUCAACAUUACAUCCUGAUUCACAACGCACCGGGCUGGAACGUCGCUGCCGCUGAGUUUUCCUGCACCGGUUGUGUCCUCCGCCUAGGCAGCGAGACACAGUCACCUUUACCCGUAAGGUUCAUUGCCAUGUUUACCGCUUCAUGACUGACUGUUUUUCAAAACACCAACGGUGAUGUGUGGCGUCGUCUCGCUCAUAUCCAGUUUAUCUGUCUUUGAACGACCGUAACAAACUUACUCAAGUUUCUUCAUUGUUGUGAAAUAAAAAGACGCGCUCUAA